UGGAAAGAAAGCAAGAAACAAUAUCAUGUACCAUUAUAAAGCAAUAAGGACACUAUUAGCCAGAGUCAUCUUUUUUGGAACACUUAAUAAAGUGUUAUGGUGGAUUGUGUCAUUUUCACAAUCACCAUUAAAGAUUUUCAUGCAACAAACAAAACUCUUAUAUUAUUUAAGUAGAUUAUGAAUUGGGAAAUCGGGGUCCUUGGAAAUCAAUUUGUACCACCUUAUUAUGUAUAAAUAUUGUGAUUUGUAAGAACAGACCAUUGAGCAUUUUUGCUGUUCUUUUAGAAGAGAAAAAGAAUGAGUUCUUCAUCUGAAAAGGCGUUAGAAAAUAAAAACAGAAAGUCAAUAGCUAUUAUUUGCAGAUAUGCUGAUGGAAAAGACAUUUUAUUGAUGUGUCUGGGCACAAUUGGAGCCAUCGGAGAUGGGGUUUCAACAAAUUGUUUGUUGGUAUACGUUAGCCAUCUUUUUAAUAGCUUGGGUUAUGGUAAGACUCAACAGAACAAUGAGAAUUUCAUGGAAGAAAUUGAAAAGUGCAGCUUAUAUUUUGUACUAUUGGGAUUGGCAGUCAUGGUUGUGGCCUUUAUGGAAGGUUACUGCUGGAGCAAAACGAGCGAGCGGCAAGUGCUAAAAAUUCGGUACAAGUAUUUGGAAGCCAUUCUGAGGCAAGAAGUUGGUUUCUUUGAUUCACAAGAAGCUACCACUUCUGAAAUCACUAACAGCAUUUCAAAAGAUACUUCUCUUAUCCAAGAAGUUCUUAGUGAAAAGGUACCCCUAUUUUUGAUGCAUACAACAGUCUUCAUCUCAGGAAUUGGAUUUUCAGCCUACUUCUCAUGGAGGUUGGCUUUAGUUGCCUUACCAACAAUAGUUCUCCUCAUAAUCCCUGGUUUAAUCUAUGGAAAAUAUCUACUUUAUUUGUCGAAAAAAUCCUCGAAGGAAUACAGUAAAGCAAAUGCUAUUGUAGGGCAGGCUCUUAGCUCCAUUAAAACAAUAUAUUCAUUUACUGCUGAGAAGAGUGUGAUUGAAAGGUAUUCAUUGAUUCUUGAUGGAACCAUAAAGUUGGGAAUGAAACAAGGAAUUGCAAAAGGACUUGCUGUUGGUAGCACAGGGCUAUCCUUUGCAAUAUGGGCUUUACUUGCUUGGUAUGGAAGCCAUUUGAUUAUGCAUAGAGGUGAAACUGGUGGCAGAAUUUAUGCUGCUGGAGUUUCUUUUGUCUUGGGUGGACUAUCGCUUGGGAUGGCUCUGCCUGAGGUGAAAUACUUCACAGAAGCUUCUGUUGCUGCCUCAAGAAUAUUUGAUAGGAUUGAUCGCGUUGCAGAAAUUGAUAGUGAAGAUACAAGAGGAGUCGUGCUAGAAAAUAUUAGAGGGGAGGUUGAAUUCAGGAAUGUCAAGUUCACAUAUCCUUGUCGCCCAGAUAGCGUUGUGCUCAAGAACUUCAAUCUUAAAAUUGAAGCAGGCAAAACAGUGGCCCUUGUUGGUGCAAGUGGAAGUGGAAAAUCUACUGCCAUUGCGCUGAUUCAAAGGUUUUAUGAUACUAAUGCAGGAGCUAUAUGUAUUGAUGGUGUAGAAAUAAAGUCAUUGCAGUUGAAAUGGUUGAGAGGAAAAAUGGGGUUAGUAAGUCAAGAACAUGCACUAUUUGGAACAUCUAUUAAGGAGAAUAUAAUGUUUGGGAAAGUUGAUGCAACCAUGGAUGAAGUUGUCGCUGCAGCAAUGACAGCGAAUGCUCAUAAUUUCAUCACGCAACUUCCACAAGGAUAUGAGACCAAGAUUGGUGAAAGAGGAGCGCUUCUAUCAGGUGGUCAAAAGCAGAGAAUUGCAAUUGCUCGAGCCAUCAUAAAGAAUCCUGUAAUUCUUCUGCUUGAUGAAGCCACAAGUGCACUUGAUUCUGAAUCAGAAACACUUGUCCAAAAUGCCUUGGAUCAAGCCAUCCUUGGGAGAACUACACUGGUUGUUGCCCACAAGCUAUCUACAGUCAGAAAUGCAGACCUUAUUUCAGUAGUAAGUAAUGGUUGCAUCAGUGAACUAGGGGCACACAAUGAGCUUAUGGAGAAAAAUGAGCAGUAUGCAAGACUAGUAAAACUUCAAAGACAAUUUAGUUCUAUCAAUCAAGAACAAAUUGCUGAACCUCGUAUUUCUUCAGUAACAAGGAGCAGUGCAGGAAGACAAAGCUCAGCAAGAUCAAGUCCGGGUGUAAUCGGCUCACCUUUGCUCAUUGAGGACAGCCCGGCCCAAGCUUCACCUCAUCCUACCCCUUCCUUCUCUCGUCUCCUUUCAUUAAACUUACCCGAAUGGAAGCAAGGAAUUAUCGGAAUCUUAUCUGCCAUUGCUUUUGGUUCAGUGCAACCUGUCUAUGCACUAACCAUAGGUGGAAUGAUUUCAGCUUUUUACGCACAAAGUCAUGAGGAAAUGCAAUCUAGAAUCCAGAAAUACUGUCUGAUUUUCAUCAUCCUUUGCCUUGUCUCAGUUCUUCUCAAUCUAUUCCAACAUUACAAUUUUGCUUACAUGGGCGAACAUCUGACCAGAAGAAUAAGACUGCAAAUGCUCGAGAAAAUCUUGACCUUUGAAGCAGCCUGGUUCGACGAGGAGCAGAACUCAAGUGGAGCUUUAUGUUCUCGAUUGAGCAAUGAAGCAGCCAUGGUGAAAUCCCUUGUUGCUGAUAGAGUUUCACUCUUGGUCCAAAGCACUUCAGCCGUCACUGUUGCUAUGGUAAUGGGGCUAAUUGUGGCUUGGAAACUUGCACUAGUUAUGAUCGUUGUCCAACCACUCACGAUUCUCUGCUUUUACACGAGAAAAGUCUUGCUAUCCACUAUCACGGGUAAAUUCGUUAAGGCACAAUAUCGUAGUACUCAAAUUGCUGUAGAGGCUGUAUAUAAUCAUAGGAUUGUGACGUCGUUUGGGAGCAUACAAAAAGUCCUUGACAUAUUUGAUGAGGCACAAGAUGAGCCAAGGAAGGAGGCUAGGAAGAAAUCUUGGUUAGCUGGUAUUGGUAUAGGAUCAGCACAAGGUCUAACUUUCAUUUGUUGGGCCCUAGAUUUUUGGGUUGGUGGAAAGCUGGUUAAUGCUGGAGAAAUAUCAGCUGCUGAUGUCUUCAAGACUUUCUUUAUAUUAGUCAGCACUGGAAAGGUAAUAGCUGAAGCUGGAAGCAUGACUUCUGAUCUCGCCAAGGGCUCAACAGUAAUUGCUUCUAUCUUUUCCAUUCUUGAUCGAAAAUCACUUAUUCAAGGAUCCUAUCAUGAGGCAAAGAAUAACAGCAUCGGGACGAACUUGGAGAAGAUGACCGGUCGAAUAGAGAUGAAAAAGGUUGAUUUUGGAUAUCAAAGUAGGCCUAACAGGCUAGUGUUGCGCGAAUUCAGCCUGGAGGUAAAAGCAGGCACUAGCACUGGACUGGUCGGGAAAAGUGGAUGUGGAAAAUCAACAGUAAUUGCCUUGAUUCAAAGAUUUUACGAUGUAGAUAAGGGAUCACUGAAAAUCGAUGGGGUAGACAUUCGAUUACUUGAUAUAGAAUGGUAUAGAAGGCACAUGGCGCUUGUGAGCCAAGAACCAGUGAUAUAUUCUGGCACCAUCCGUGAAAACAUUUUGUUUGGCAAACUUGAUGCAUCAGAAUAUGAGGUGGUGGAAGCUGCAAGAGCUGCCAAUGCACAUGAAUUUAUUUCGUCCCUGAAAAAUGGAUACGACACAGAAUGUGGAGAUAGAGGUGUGACAAUUUCAGGAGGGCAAAAGCAAAGAAUCGCCAUUGCUAGGGCGAUUAUACGGAACCCAACUAUACUACUUCUAGACGAAGCAACGAGUGCUCUUGAUGUUCAGUCAGAGCAACUUGUGCAGGAAGCAUUGGAUCAACUAAUGGUUCGAAGAACAACAGUGGUUGUGGCUCACCGGCUUAAUACCAUCAGGAAUUUAGACUCCAUUGCUUUUGUUUCAGAAGGGAAGGUUUUGGAGAAAGGAACUUAUUCACAACUAAAGGAAAAGAGGGGGGCAUUUUUCAAUCUUGUCAAUCUUCAAUCCACAUAAUUAUAUAGUUAAAUUGCCUCGUUAUGGAGAGUAAAUAUGGAUAGUGUGUAAGUUCUAAAUUUCGGUUAUAAAUGAUAAUCGUUGUGCUAUCUCAAA
Lycium ferocissimum is the source of this 4101-nucleotide messenger RNA. Its product is annotated as putative ABC transporter B family member 8. Gene Ontology annotation, molecular function: ATP hydrolysis activity; ATP binding; ABC-type transporter activity. Gene Ontology annotation, biological process: transmembrane transport. Lineage: Eukaryota; Viridiplantae; Streptophyta; Magnoliopsida; Solanales; Solanaceae. The transcript has 10 exons. The record is from RefSeq and is a predicted model, not a curated record. Bases 298 to 4005 code for a protein of 1235 amino acids. Gene Ontology annotation, cellular component: membrane.